AGGGAAAAGGUAGAGAAUUUCUAUUCUAUCUUGGCAGCCACUCUUGGAAAAGGCCAUGCAUUGAUCAUCUCCUGGGAUUAGGCCUGUUUUCAACCUCCACCCACGUCUUUCUCAUUCUAGCCUCUCUUUUCUUUCCUUUUCUUUACUAUUAACAAAGAAAUGAUAUCUCAUAUAUAGCCUUGUGUUAUUUUAAAUUCCAAAUUCUAGAACACCCAUUUUUUCUCUGCUUGUUUGCUUGAAAAUGCAACAUUCCUGAUCUCUAUAACCAAAAAAAAAAAAAACUGCAUUCUAAAACAGAGAGCUGAGCAGGAAAAUAUGGGAGAAAAUUCAUCGGAAAAGAAACCAGGUUGUGGGAUAUUGAAUGCAGUUUUUGGGAAGCGUAGUUUUUGGCCUAGAAGGUCUACUUCUACAGGUUCAUUGCCUAUCAACGACAACAACAAUGUUAAAACAGCAAACUCAAAGAGGCGGCGGAGUGGUUCCGAUGAGGCUUCCUUUUUUAACUCUUCGGUGAAUGGACCAGAAGUACCAACAAAACCCUGCACGAAACCGCCUCCAAAUCACCCUAAGCCACCUGUGGCACAUCAACAACAAAACCAGUUUCGGAAACCUCCUGAUCAAGUAGCCAGAACAACACCUAACCAAGGAUAUGUCAACCCUGGUAGAAGGGUGCCUAAAGAAGCCAUUACUAUCUCCGGUGAGCUCGAAAGCAUGAUUGUUGAUCAUCAAAAAACAAAAGGAAAUUGCAAUCUUGUUCGAGCCUCAUCGAGUAAUAUGAUGCUUUAUGGCAAUUUAGGCAACUUGAGGCAACCUGGAGGACGAGGAGGAAACAUUAAUUCAUAUAACGUUCUUGAUCAACUCCCUAAGACUGCAAGAGAGGAUGUGCCAACACCCAAUGGGAUAUAUCCCAACAGUGUAAUGGGAAAUGUGGUGAAGAAACCGGUCGAGGAAAGGCGUACGGAAGAACAGCCUGCUUCUCUAUGCCGAGCUCUUUCUACAAGAAUGGACCCUGAAACUUUGAAAAUCAUGGGAAAUGAAGAUUAUAAGAAUGGGAAUUUUGCGGAAGCCUUGGCUUUAUAUGAAGCUGCCAUCGCCAUUGAUUCAAAUAAGGCUGCAUACCGAAGCAACAAAAGUGCUGCCCUAGCAGCUUUAGGCAGGAUUCUUGAGGCAGUUUUUGAAUGCAGAGAAGCCAUUCGAAUUGAACCUCACUAUCACAGAGCUCACCAUAGAUUGGCAAACUUAUAUCUCAGAUUAGGGGAAGUGGAAAACGCAAUAUAUCACUACAAGCAUGCAGGCCUUGAGGCUGACCGUGAAGACAUUGCUAAAGCUAAAACUCUUCAGGCACAUUUAAACAAAUGUACUAAAGCUAAAAGGCUAAGAGAUUGGAACACCCUGGUCAAAGAAACAGAUUCAACUAUUAAUGCCGGUGCAGAUUCAGCCCUACAGAUAUAUGCAUUGAAAGCCGAGGCCUUGUUGAAGCUCCACAGACACCAAGAGGCCGAUGAAGCAUUAAUGAAAAGUCCAUAUUUCAAUACUGAUGACUGCACUAAAUACUUCGGCCCUAUUGGAAAUGCGAAUUUGCUAGUUGUUCGAGCUCAGGUGGACAUGGCCGCCGGCAGAUUUGAUGAUGCAUUGGCUGCGAUUCAGCGAGCUGUUAGGCUUGACUCGAACAACAAAGAAGCACACACUGUAAUGAGGAAAGCUAGAGCUGUGGCAGCCGCUCGAUCAAGUGGCAAUGAGCAUUUCAAGGCAUCUAAAUUCUCCGAAGCAUGUGUUGCAUACGGCGAGGGGCUUGAUCAUGACCCACACAACUCCGUCUUGUUGUGCAACCGAGCAGCUUGUUUGUCCAAGCUUGGCCACUACGGAAAGGCAAUACAGGACUGCACCCAUGCCCUUAACGUCCGCCCUGGUUACAGCAAAGCUAGACUGAGAAGAGCCGAUUGCAAUUCCAAGUUGGGGAAAUGGGAAGCUUCAAUACAAGACUACGAGAUCUUACAAAGAGAAACACCGGACAACGAGGAGGUGAAACAGGGCUUGACCGAGGCUCAAAUGCAACUUAAGAAACAACAUAGUGAGGUUGCAUUGUAAGACGAGAAGAGUACGAUGGAGCUUGAUUAACACGAAAGGUAGACCCGACAUGGAGAAAAAAGAGAACGAAGCUCAAAGGCAGCGACAAAAGACAGAGCAGACAAGAAAUUAGGAAGAACUAGUUUCGUGAUAGUGUUGCCUGUUGAGAGCAAAUGCCAAGUUAAGAGCUUAAACGAUUAUCGAGGAUGAAACACAUUAUGCUUUGUUAUUAUAAAGAAUUUGAAAGCGAAAUUU
Molecule: messenger RNA, 2319 nt
Organism: Durio zibethinus
Lineage: Eukaryota; Viridiplantae; Streptophyta; Magnoliopsida; Malvales; Malvaceae
Product: inactive TPR repeat-containing thioredoxin TTL3-like
Cellular component (GO): cytoplasm
Molecular function (GO): protein binding
Source: RefSeq, a predicted model, not a curated record